Molecule: messenger RNA, 3763 nt
Organism: Symbiodinium sp. CCMP2592
Lineage: Eukaryota; Dinophyceae; Suessiales; Symbiodiniaceae
Source: the annotation of a GenBank genome assembly
AUGCUGCAGCUUCUUGCCUUCUUGGAAUCUGAAUCCAGCUUUUUCUCCGCCAUCCAUUCAGCAGUGCAUUUCGAUGCACACGUGCGCCGUGUACUUGCAGGUCUUGCCGCAACGACUGUCAUCAGGUACAUCACUACCUUCAACUCCUUUGCUAAGGCUUGUGAGGACUUGGAUGUGUGUCUUCUUCAGAUUACUGCUGUGCAAGCGGCCGACAUCUUGGUGACUUUGCAGCUUCAAAGGCAGGAAGAUCCGACUGUCGGAUCAUCGGCAAUCACUUGCAUCAAAGCCGUGCGGUGGGUUUGCAAGAACACCCAGUGCAUUGUGUUUGAGGUCUUUUAUGGCGAGCUGAUUUCAUCCUUCUUGAAGACCAAACUGCCGAAGGACCGCAGGGAGAGCUUGCCCCUGCCGCUAUAUGCUCUUGUGCAGUGGGAACGGCGCAUCCUCCAGCGCUCCACCCCAUUGGUGGACGUCGUGCUGCUCGGUGCCUACCUCGUCACAUGUUGGUCGAGUCUUCGAUUUGCAGACAGCCAGCGCAUUGAAUGGAGCUCAUUUGCCUUUGACGUGGUUUCGCUUCGGGCCAUUGCAUACCAGACGAAAACCUCGCAUCAGGGCCAACCCUUCGGCUUCCAUCAGCUCCUUCAGGAUCACGGCAUCAGCCAGGAGCUCACGGAAUCUGAGCUUGCGGGGGUCUUCCCUGAGAUGUUCCCGGACACUGAAGUGUCCUUGAUGCAGCGUGCCAAGCUGCGAGCCGUGUGGUCGUCGCUGCAGCGACGGAGCAAUGCAGUUAAGCGGAACUGGUCCUGGAUCCCGUGGAAGAGUCGCAUGACACAAAAAAUGUAUGAGGAUUCCCUCAUGCAGAAGCCUGCCAAAAGGGCCAGGAUUGAGACCCUUCAGCUUUCGGACCUCUUACUUGACGAACCGCCGCAGAUCGACAUCAAUGACUCCACAAUGGGGAUUUCGAUGAUCCGUAGGCUGUUGGAGGUGCAUGACAAUGCCCUCGCUCUUGCAGGUACCGCGCAUCUCGUGCGCCUUAAGGCGUACACUUCUAAGUUCUUGAGCCUGGUUUCGCAGAAAUUCCCGCCUGAAACCAACCUUCGGCUUCCCUCCGUGCUGGAAGCUCAGCAGGCGGACAAGCAUCUUUGGUCGUGCAUCUUUCAGUUGGUGAUCGAGAAAGAGUGGCAAGUGAACGACGCUAUCUACGAGUUUACAGAGAUCCGCGGUGACAUGUCAUCAUGGCUGCAGCCUCGCGCCAAGGCGGCUUCCGCCAACAAUCGCAGGCCGUACACGCCAGGUGGCCGCGACAACCACCGCCCACCCACCCCGCCGCCAGGUCGUGGCAUUGGCAAAGGUAAGGGGAAGGCCAAGGGCUCCACCAAGCAAGGCACCCAGCCUAAGGGCGUUCAGUGGGUUCGUGAGUUCAAGGAGGGCAGCCAGGUGAAAAGAUUGUGCAUGGGGUGGCAGAUCGGGAAAUGCCAGCGUGGAAAUUCCUGUGAGUUCACGCAUGGCUGCGCUUUCCCCAAGCCCGAUGGCUCACCCUGCCUCAGCAAGGAUCAUGGACGUUCCUCCUUCCUCAUGCACUUCAAGCACUUCAAUUUCGUUGGUGCCGCCCAUCAGCGCUUGUUCGAUUGCAUUUUGUGCUCACUGCGGGAGGCCCCUUGGCCCCAACAGGUUCGCCGUGCCCACAUCAUCUCCGGAGUUACUUCCGCCCUGCCCGAACUUUGCAGGGACCUGAAUGCCCUCUGCAGGUACCUCUUUCCAACGGAGCACUGGAACACUUUGUGUGUUUCGCGCAACGGCCUCAGUGCGCUGCAUUCCGACUCAGCCAACAUUCCGGGCUCACGCAACUUGUCACUUUCACUGGGCGCCUUCUCAGGCGGCCAUCUGUGGAUUGAAGACCUCUCCUGCCUCUCACGAGGCCAGCCGACAUCAAUCGCAUCCGGCUCGGGCUGGCUGCAUGGCUGUGCCAUCGACACGCAUCGCAAAGCCAUCAGCUUCGAUGGCCGCACUAGCGGCGAUUCCCUCACCCUAGACCCCUGCCUUGAUCCCGCCCUUGACAUCCUUUGCCCAGAUCUCUUUGAACAGGUCCUUUUCUUAUGUGGGCCCUUCCUCAUGGCUGCUGUCUGCCAUGCACGAGCAAACAAUGGCGGCAAAGGUUUCCCGCUGCACCUGGGCAGCAGUGCUCUCAUUUUGGUGCCUUCUUUGCUGCAUGCAGGUUCGGCCACUCCGACCCAACCCCAGCUUUGGGCCGCUUCCUACCGCCCUCUGUCUAUCCUGGCAGCCGACUUGUGCGCAACCGCGCUCCCACAAAACGGUCAGGCAUACGCAUCUUCGUUUGCCAGUAUCGCUGCCGCUCUGCUACAUGGGGAAGGCCGCGAGCUCUCCUUGCAGUCAGCCGAGGCUGCCGUUCCACGCAAAAGCCUCUUUACUGGCCCGCACGCCCUCCACGAUGGGGCGGGAAAAUGCUCCAUGGCUGAUUGGAGCAGCCCGGCAUUUGCGGAUAAACUUCAUGGCUUACGGAAGGCAAUGCUGCAAUUCUGCAUCUCCCUUCGUGCCGAUAAGCGCUUGCUUGCCAGAAGCUCAUGCCCAUCGCCGGAGCCGCUCUUCAGCUCCACCGAAGUGUCCGCAGCUAGGGAUCUGCACUGCGGUGAUCCGGACAUUCAUUUGUUCCCGCACUUGAGGAUGGGUGUACCGACGGGACACAUGAACGAUAUCCCUCCUUCAAAUUGCUUCUGGCCUUCGAAAGGCCAAUCCGGGGAGCUGAUUCCGCUUACGCUCAAUCUUGAGAACUGGAAGUCGGCUGAUGUGGCUCCGCGUGUCACAUCGCGCCUGCUCCAGGAGGAGUUGGACGCUGGCUACUGCUUUAAGUUUGAGGGUGCACUUGAGGAAGCGAAAAGUAGAUGGCCCGUGGGCCUUGCACUUGGCAAACUUGGUGUGGUCAGGGCGCCUGGGCGAGCCGAACGGCUCCACUGGUGGGGCCGUGUGGGGGGGUGCACACUGCGCCUGCUGCACAUCCUGCUGUUCCUCGCCCAUGUGGGCCUCCUCUUCGUGGAUGACUUCAUUUUCAGCCAAGCGGCCAGCCUCAUGCCGCUUUCGGGUGCUGUCAUCUGCCUUUUCCUUCAGGUAUUGGGCAUUCCAGUCAGUUGGAAAAAAUUGCAAAUUUCUUGUCGGGUCGAUUGGAUAGGCUGGCGGUUAUGCUUCUCUUCGGGUACGGUUAGUCUCAGGGAUGAAAAACGCCUGCGCCUCCUUGAUCAGGUGCGUUCCCUUCUUCGUCGUGGUGGCCGCAUUUCCACCAAGGAACUUGAGUCUUUUCUGGGCCUAGCCAUGUGGGCUUGCGCACUCUUCCCCACUAUGCGUGCCAUGCUGCACCCUUUCUACAAGGACUUGUGGUCUCCGGCUGCCACUAACUUCAGCAUUGCUCCGGAGUCGUGGCACGGCAUUCGCAAUUUUCGGGAUGCUUCACUCAGGUUUAAAGUCUCCCCGCCUCACACCGCCACCCCCGCAGGCGCCAAGCUUCUCUCGGCGCGUCAUGUGCCUUUCGCAACCCUUGCAGACCUGUCCAAGGUCGCCGUGACGCAUAAAAGAUUGUGGCUCCGCGUUGAAUGCCUCAGCAGUUCGAGGCGGAAACUCUCGAAUGCCUCCAUUCGUUCGUUGCAUGCCUUCGAGCGUUGGUUGCAACACGUUGCACCACUUGCCAGUAUGCGCCCAUUACAGGUCGCAGACGUUGAAGCCUUCGCCGAUGCAUCGGCGUCCGGCCCAUCUUGCA